This is a messenger RNA of Sinocyclocheilus rhinocerous, 2188 nucleotides long. Its product is annotated as SH3 domain-binding glutamic acid-rich-like protein 3. Gene Ontology annotation, cellular component: cytoplasm. NCBI's taxonomy places the organism in Eukaryota, Metazoa, Chordata, Actinopteri, Cypriniformes, Cyprinidae. The coding region runs from base 115 to 393 and encodes 92 amino acids. The transcript is spliced from 3 exons. The record is from RefSeq and is a predicted model, not a curated record.
GAGAGACUAGCGGGUGUCUGUCUGCCUGUGAUGAUGAAACAGCGACUGAAGAGCAAGAGAACGGGAACUGACUGAUCGGCUCCAGAAACACAACGGGACAUUAGGACCAACGCUAUGGGCAUCAAACUGUAUUACACCACCGUCACUGCAUCGAGAGAGGUCAAGUCUCAGCAGGCCGAGGUGAUGCGUAUUCUGGAAAGUAAGAGCAUCAAGUAUGAGCUGAUUGACAUCUCGGUGGGCGGUGCUGUUCGGGAUGAGAUGAGGAGUAAAUCUGGCAACCCCACGGCAAUCCCACCUCAGAUAUUCAAUGAAGACCAGUACUGUGGGAACUACGAGAUGUUUUCUGAGGCGGUGGAGGCAGACACAGUGGAACAGUUUCUGAAGAUUGAAUGAGAGCCAAACCUGGUAGCAACCAUCAUCCUCUUCCCUCCCCUGGUCCAUGUCCACAUUCCCAAAGGGAGGCCUGCCUGUCCCCCUCUGCUCCGCUGGCGGCGCCUGCCUUCGAUGUGUCAAUGCCAUGCCAAAUGCCAAAAAAAUUAACAGAAAAGCACCUACUUACUCUGUACCACCUCAAACUGAGACCCGUUCACUCUUUCAUUCCUUCAUGCUUUUGUUUCAAUGAUCUUGUUUAUUUCCUCUCUUGUGUCCUCUUUGGUUCCGACUCUUAAACGCCACUAAUUUGUCUUAAUCUUGUUUGGAUCAGAGCUCUUGGAUGUGUAGUAAUAAGGUCACCUAAUCUGAGCAGCAGCCCUAUGUUUAUUCCAGAUUGAACUACUGCACAGUCCAAGAAACACAGGCAUCAUUUUGUGUCCGAUUUGUAUAGAUGGCCUUUAUUCCCGCUUUUAGUACUGAUAAAUCAUUUAGAAAUGGUUAACUCUCCAUGGGCUGAAAUUUAUUAUGUGUUGGUACCUUAAAAACACAGGCCCUAAUUUCCAGCAUGAUGUGAACCAGCUGCAUUGGAUUCUAUAUUAAGCACACUGCUUUGUAUUGUGUGUUUUAGCAGUGUUGAAGCCACAGGUAUGCUCUCCGAGACAGAUUUCCGUUUAACAUUCCCAAAUCCAGGGACUGAAAAACGUUCCAUUGCGUUAAACUGUGCCAAUAAAUGUCUGUACGAAUGUGUUUUCCAUGCAAGUAUUUUCCUCUGGGUACAAACCUUAUUCCAAAGUCUGAAAUAUCUAAGAAUCUGAAAAUCCACCGUAAGGAUGAAUCCCACAAUGUUUUGGCCAUGUUUUACCAAAAUAAGAAAUCAUAUUUUGCAUUAAAAAAUAGGAUUUAUUUUUGCAUUGUGAUAUUUCUUUCAUGACAGAUAAGCUAGUAGUAUAUAUAAUACUACUAUUACAUAUAAAUGCUUUAGCAAUUUUAAUUUUACAUUUAAAUUGAUCUGCAUUGCUAUAAUGAUAAUUCUGCUAAAUUGUCAUGAAGAUAAUUUCAAAAUGCAACAAAAAAAGGCAUCAUUUUGCAAAAUAUAAUUUGUUAUUUUCGUCUUUUGAUUUUAGAACGAAAUAUGAUCCGGACACAUAAUGAGAGCGAUCGGCUUAACUGCUUAACCCAAUGAGUGGGUAAUAUACUCCGACACAUUCCUGUUAUGCUGCAGAACUUCAUCUCAUUUCAUUCUAAUAAUGCAUUAAGUGUUGGUGUUUCUGUGAUAAGCAAUGCAAACCCUCCCUGAGCUCUUAAUUAGCUCAGUACUUCAGCUGCAACCACGAAAUUCAUCAUCUAGUAGCCGAAUCCCUCCAUACGGCAUAGUUCACAUGUGCAUGCUGUUCCAUCAAGUGUCUGUUGCCAUCAAAUUGAGCUCACUGGAGGUUGUAGCAUUGACUUUUCCAGCAGGUUAUCCUCUAGCAUGUUAUGUUGAUCAUAUUGGUACUUAAUUUUUAUACUGUAUACUUGGCACAGUCUUACAAUCUAGAUGUGAGUCGUGGUCCCACAUCUAAUUCAUUUCAUCUGGCAUCGGUAAUGUCUGCUGCUCUCAGUUGGUCUUGUUUGCAGUAUAUGCCACUAUUGUUCUCUGCGGUCAAAGUUGAGGAUGUGGGACCUGCACGCACAGACAGCUGUGCAUCAAAUGAUUGUGAAUCUUCCUCUGUCUGUAUUGUUUGUAAUGAUUUCUUGUGGUCUCUUUGUGCUGUACUGCUUUGCUUUUGGACCAACGCGCUUUUUGGCCAAAAUAAAAGAAUGAUCAUUAGGGAAA